GUCUCGAUGUGCCUCCCCGCUGUCUCCACAUAAUAGCACGGUGCAGAUGCUGGCAUCCCCACAUCUUCACCGGGCCAUUGCAGCAACGGCAUGCAGCUCCCAUCCGCCCAGUAACGCGCUCAGGCUACGCGGCUCUGGAUCUUUUAAAAACUGCGAAAGGCCAUGAAGCGUCAGGGCAUCUCCGCGGCACUCCUGGCCGCCGCACUGCUUUACCUACUCUUCAAACUUCACAGCUCAUACAGACACGUCUUGAAGAGGAAAGUAACGCGAUGUGUUUUAAUUCUUGUUUUUGUUUUUUUGCAGGUAGAGACUGCGGCUGAUUUGUUGUGUCUGUGGGGCUGCAUAGUUGUUUUCCAGACGGGCUCAGGGGACAGCAGGGAUGGCUUCCGAUGCCGAGGAGAGCGCAGGUAAUGACCCUUACGUGUUUGUGACGGACACCUUGCCCCCGGACCCUCGCUUCCUGCCCCCGCUGGCCAAUGGGCUGCUGGGAUGGAGGGUCUACGAUGACAUCAUGCACAUGGGAGAGGUCUAUAAUGGAUUGGCUGGAGACUGUCACCGCGCAGAUAUCCCCUGUCCACUCAAUGUGAGGAUGAGGAUGGAAGAAGAGGGAAAAAACACCUACAGCCUGGAUACACAUAUAGGCCUGUUCACUCAUUCCCUGUGCACGGCGAGCGUGUGUGCGUCCCAGACCUUCUACGCCCACCGCCACUACCCCAACCUGCUGGUGAUGGAGGUCAUCAUGGUGCGUCAGGUGACCUCCCAGGAGCCAAUCACGCUGCAGCUGGACAGCUCCUUCAACCCCUACAGCAAGGACAUCAGCUUUCAGGAGGCGUCUGACUACAAGGGGGGGAAGCACAUCUUCGGGCAGGCCCACGCCUCCGAGGUCCCAGGCGGCUCGCGUCCCAGCGUGCACGUCAUCUGGAUCCCCAUUGCGCCGUCCGUCACGCUGCUGCCCGAGCAGAGCCAAUCGCGAUGGGGCUUCCUGGUGGCAGUGGGCGGGACAGAGGAGAUCGCCCAAUCCGGGUACGACAAGGGCCUACAGCUGAUGGCCGACGGGGACCUGAGGCCCUCCCACAACCGCGCCUGGGCCAAGAUGUGGCUGGGCAGCCGCCUGGAGGUCGCAGGUGAGGAGCCAAUGAGCCGUGCUCUGAUUGGUUGCCUCUUCUACCUGCUGAGUGCCUUCCCCACAGUGGACCAGACGGAGGCCCACUUCGGGGGGGUCAGUCCAGGAGGGCUGUCUAACGGGGGACAGGGACAGGACUAUUGGGGACAUGUAUUCUGGGACCAGGAUACGUGGAUGUACCCCAGCAUCGCUCUCUUCUACCCCUCUCUGGCUCGCACUGUGCUGGAGUACCGGGUGCGGACACUGGAGGGUGCUAGAGCAAAUGCUGAGCAGCAGGGAUACAAGGGUAUUAAGUUCCCCUGGGAGAGUGCCGUGUCCGGUAGAGAGGUGUGUCCAGAGGACAUCUACGGGGAGCAGGAGAUCCACAUCAAUGGAUGCGUCAUACAAGCCUUCCAACAGUACUACUACCUCACACAGGACUUGAGCAUGUUCCGAGAGGGGCGUGGCAGUGAGGUGGUGUGGGGCGUGGCUGACUACUGGGUCUCCCGGGUAACCUGGAAUCCAGAAGGCCGAUCAUAUCACAUCAAAGGUGUGAUGCCCCCAGAUGAGUACUAUUACAAUGUGGAUGACUCCGUCUUCACAAACGUUGUUGCCAAGAACAGUCUGCAGUUUGCGGUGGAGUUGGCUGCCCUGUUGGGUUACGCAGCGCCUCCAGAGUGGCAGGAGGUGGCCGACCGACUGCAGAUCCCCUUCGACACCGAGCUCAAGUACCAUCCCGAGUUCAAGGGCUACAAGCAGGGGGGUGUAGUGAAGCAGGCGGAUGUGGUGUUGCUAGGAUACCCACUGGGUCUGCCAAUGACUUCCGAGGUCAGACGGAACGAUCUGGAGGCCUACGAGCCCGUCACCAGCCCACGCGGACCUGCCAUGACCUGGGGUAUGUUUGCUGUGGCGUGGUUGGAAUUGGGAGAAGUGGAGAGAGGACAGAAGCUACUGGAGAAGUGUUACCAAAACAUCCAGGGACCUUUUCAGGUAUGGAGUGAGUCGUCUGAUGGCUCUGGGGCAGUGAACUUCCUCACAGGCAUGGGAGGCUUCCUGCAGGCUGUUCUCUUUGGAUACACUGGCUUCAGGGUGCAUAGGGACUGCCUGUACUUCUCUCCUGUGUUGUCGGGGGCCAUUGCUGAGCUGAGUGUGACGGGGGUGAGUUACCUGGGCAACAAGCUGAACUGGCUGGUGAAGGGGGAGGAGGUGAGCGUGAAGCUGUGGCCGCUGCAGGGGAACGAUGUGACAGUCAUGGACCUGGAGGUGGUACUGAGGGCCUCUGGGACCAAGAUACCCCUCACACCAGGCCAAACAGUGACCUUCCCUCGAGAGGCUGGGCAGCUGAGAAGGCGGAACUCAGUGCACUCCUGCUGGCCUGUUUGACAGCUUCUCUGUCAAUCAUCCAACGGAGGAGAGGGGCUCAGAUCCUAUGCUGCUUCAUCUCACAAUCAAUUGACUCAUGAUGUUUAGCCACAGUCACAAAGAUGUUAACAUGCACGCACAUACACACUCUGUCUCUCUUUCUCUCUCUCUCUCUCUCUCUCUCUCUCUCUCUCUUUCUCUCUCUCUCUCUCUCUCUCUCUCUCUCUCUCACACGCACACACAUGCACACACACACACACACACACACACACACACACACACACACCAGGGAUUGCACAAAUACAACUGAAGGAUGAUUUGAAAUUAGGUGUACACACACACAUGCACGUACAUAAGAAUACCUCACUUCGUCAGGGAAGGACAGUUUAAACCUGUGCUUCUGACUUUGGUCAGGGAAACACAAAGACACACCUCAGAUCAUCUAGGUGUAUCUAAGUAGUGUCUUAAUUCUCGCUGCAGCUACACACACACACAGGCGGGCACGCACACACAUGCAGACACAAACACACAACACGCACACGCACACACAUGCAAACACAAACACACAACACGCACACACACACACACACACACAAACGUGCACACACACACACACACACACACACACACACACACACACACACACACACACACACACACACACACACACACACACACACACACACAUAAGCACACACUCCAAAAAUUCUUUGCCCAGUUCCACACACAGUAGUUCCAUAGUAAUGCACUAAGGUGUGUGCCAAAACCCAUGCGGGCCACAACUGACGCCAUACUUCAUAACCAAUGAGUGUCUGCUAUGAUUAUGAUAAGCUAAUCAAUCAAUAGCAGCUGUGUUCAUUUUGUCAUAGUCUACAUGCUAACCAAUGAAUUGUCAUGAUCUUGGUCAUAAUCUGUAAAGCCCAACCUAGCAAGCCCUACCAAUGAAAGCCUGUUAUGAUGAUGAUCUCAUACCAUUCCCCACCUCCAUACCCCACCAAAUCAAUGCCUGCUAUGGUGCUAUUAUAAACAUGGACAAAUCGUGGCGAAUAGAAGAGCGGUGCUGAGUAGAUCGUUUGACCAACACAGGUGUUUGUAAUCGUUUAUACACUAUAUCUACUCCCUCAGAGGACACAACUGGACGUUAUACUCUCUUAUGUUCCGUGAGUUCAUCUGGACAUCUUAUGAAUGUACGUAUACAGUAUAUUCUUCAGCACUAAGUUUGCAACUGGAGACAUUCGAUUUUAUUUUUCCUAACUUGGGAACAACAGACCUCCUGAUUUGUCCAAGAUGAUACGUUAGCAAUGUGAGUGAGCACACCAAAAAACGAACAGAAAAGACACAUACUUUAUGUGACUUUUGAACUGUGACUUCUCAUGUGACCUCUGUUGUACUGGGGUGCGUUUUCCAAAACGAGAGUUGUUACGGUAGCCAGCUAGUUGCCAAUGGGAAAUUGCUUUUUAAACAACAAAGUAGCUAACGUAGUUAGCAACUAUGGUUUCGAGAAACCUCUUCGAGACACCUCUGUACAGUACGCACAAAUGUAAAGACGUGGUGGAAACAUUGAACAGACUUGCAGUCGUGGCAGGAUGAGACAUUGAUAUUGAACGAAUCAGAAUCUCGUGAACCACAGAAGGCAUUGAAUAAGAUUAAAGUCUGUCUUUUAUAAAGAUGGUGACUCGUGAUGAUUUUAUACUGUAUAACAAUGGUAGCCUAUUUUGUACUGUAUAAUAUUACCUCAGAUUACCAAGGACUGGCCCCGAUGUUCUGCCAUAUGGAAAAUCAUAUUGAAUUCAGGAGGUCUGUUGCUAAUUUUAAAUAUGGCAAACACACCUGAAUGGGCUAUAUUUUGUUAAGCGCAAUUAGAGCAACUGGACAUGUUAUAUUUUUGUACAGUGAGUGUGUCAUGUCAGCAUGUCUCUUUGGGUGUGCUCUCUCUGGUCACCCUGCAAUAAAUACAUGGA
Messenger RNA from Engraulis encrasicolus (European anchovy), 4425 nucleotides. It is a transcript of the gene pgghg, whose product is annotated as protein-glucosylgalactosylhydroxylysine glucosidase. Gene Ontology annotation, cellular component: cytosol. Bases 380 to 2485 code for a protein of 701 amino acids. Gene Ontology annotation, molecular function: protein-glucosylgalactosylhydroxylysine glucosidase activity. Lineage: Eukaryota; Metazoa; Chordata; Actinopteri; Clupeiformes; Engraulidae. The record is from RefSeq and is a predicted model, not a curated record. The transcript has 15 exons. Gene Ontology annotation, biological process: carbohydrate metabolic process.